UUGUUUUGCUUCCUCUUUUCCGUAUGAUGAAAAAAAUCCCAGACGGUGGUGAAAGCGGUGAUGAUCACUCGGCGUUGGUGAGGCGGAUUUUAUUGCAAAAAUGUCACGCCUGCGGAUCAUCUGGCGUCUGCGUUCGAGUCUUAAGGGUUUUGGAUAGACCGAACGUGAUUUUCUUUUCGUUCUGGGCAACACGAUGCGGUAGCGGUUAGUGCAUUCGCGUGACCUUGUUGAAGGUUCGAAUCUGAGCUCAAGUUGUACAAUGUGUGACUUCCCCGUUCCUCUGUUAGCUUCAUUGAAGAAUGUCUAAAAUGCUGGAAAUGUGAAUGUUCGUUUCUCAAUCUGUGCCGGGGCAUUGAGUGGCGACCCACACUUGGAUGGAUGAAAGUCGGGAACAAGCAUUUCAUGUCGUCCGUUCAGUGAUCUUAUUUUGAUUUUUGACUACGUCCUCCGAGGAAAUCUGAGUGACGUGGCCCGGUGAGCGCGGUCAUGACGUCGGCGGUGACGCCCGGCCUGGGCGACCUGUCCCGCUUGUACCAGACGGAGUUCGUGCGCAGCGCCCGCGCGGUGGGCGCCCUGUGGGCCGUGUGCACGCUGUGCUUCGCCAUCAUUCAGGUGGUCAUCCUGGUGCAGCCGUCCUGGAUCGGAACCGCCGAAGUGCGCCACCCGGGGACGGGGCCGGCCCCGCCCACUGGCACCCUGGGAUUAUUUGAGGUGUGUCUGGAGUCGGACAGGCCGGUUCCAGACUGCCGCGGCCGUCUGUCCAGCCUGUCCCCUCUGCCGUCCUUCCAGUCCGUGGCAGUCCUGGUCGGCGUGUCCCUGUGGGCUGUGUGGACCAGCGUGGUUUGUCUCUGCCUCUUUCGAUUCUGCAGUGCCGCCACCGUCUACAAGAUCUGCGCCUGGCUGCAGCUCACAGCAGGGUUUUGCUUGGCAUUAGCCUGUCUGCUGUUCCCCGAUUCAUGGGAGAGUCCGGAGAUGAGAGUCCUAUGCGGCGACUCGGUGGGCAGCUUCUCGUCGGGGAACUGCUCCGUCCACUGGGCCUUCAUCCUUGCCAUCCUGGGCGUUUUGGACGCCGCCAUCUUGGCCACCCUGGCGUUUGUGCUGGCCAACAGACAAGAUGCUCUGCUGCCGCCGCUCGGCAAGGAAGGACUGCUGAUGUCGGCGUAGACGCCGCGGGACUUCUCUUCCUUCUCAGACAAUGACAUCAUCAUCACCAUGACAUCAUGGCGAUGUCGUGAAAACACACCAUAUGAUGAAAGACGGAACUGUUGUUGCUGAUCAGCUCCUUGUUUUCAAGCACGUCAUGUGUUUAGCAGUAAGUGUAGUUCGCGCAUCGUUAGCUUCCAAACGCAAUGGAAGGCAAGUCCUUCUUCUCUUUGCAUGGCUAGCUUCAGUCGAGUGUGGUAACACAAUUUGAGCAUCGUUCAGCCUUUCCAAUCGCAUUAGGCAGAGGCCCCGUUGUCCUGAGCUAUUAUCCGGUGGUAACAGUUAGCCUAGCUUCUGUUAUUUCUCGUUCCACGACUAUUUUUUCGUCAUUGUAUUUCGCAAAAGAAUCCGGUCAGAUAUUUUUUUCCCUGAUCAUGUGAACUCUGUCAAGAUGUUUAAAAACAACUGUGUACUUUGCUUUAGUUUAGCAUCAUUGAGGUUGAACAGUAUGCGUCACAUUUCCAUACAGUGUUUUCAUCUGUUCCAAGUGUUCGGCUACUAUGAUUUUUAAAAAAUUGUUGUGUGCUCGUGUAACUACUGUUAGCAUGUCAGCCUUUGAGAAUAAUCAAGACGGUAGUACUAAGAUAGUGCGCAAAUUCCCUCUUCCCCUAACGUGCUAGCUUAGCAGAGGACGAGCUAAAGUUGGCCACCAGCAGACAGCCGACUGUGGCGUGACGGAAAUUUCCAGUCGAGGUCCGACAGCAGGAGAGAAGAAAGCGGAGUGGUCAUCUUUGAAGGUGAUGCAGAGAAAGGUCUGAAUGGUUUUUGGCGAUGACGGAUGUGAACACCAGCCGCCAACGGCUAGCUGCUCAACAAAAGAUACAGUACAGUUCCCAACGAAAGAUAAAGAGCCCUUUGUCAUACACUGUAUUUAUAAAUUAGACUAUUUAUGUACUUUAUGUAUGAUUAAUAAAAAAUUUUAAAAAAGGCCUGAAAUGGCUGAGAAGAAAGU
Molecule: messenger RNA, 2155 nt
Organism: Hippocampus comes (tiger tail seahorse)
Lineage: Eukaryota; Metazoa; Chordata; Actinopteri; Syngnathiformes; Syngnathidae
Gene: lhfpl4b
Product: LHFPL tetraspan subfamily member 4b
Exons: 5
Coding region: 487-1164 (225 amino acids)
Biological process (GO): sensory perception of sound
Cellular component (GO): plasma membrane
Source: RefSeq, a predicted model, not a curated record